Messenger RNA from Odocoileus virginianus texanus, 1423 nucleotides. The record is from RefSeq and is a predicted model, not a curated record. Lineage: Eukaryota; Metazoa; Chordata; Mammalia; Artiodactyla; Cervidae.
GGAGGAAAUGGCAACCNGUGUUCUCGGCCCGGGCCUUCGUGGGCUGGUACAAUGGGCUUCCUGAGAAUCGGGAGCUGGCCCCGGACCUGAGCUGUGACACAGCCGUGAUUCUGGGGCAGGGGAACGUGGCUCUGGACGUGGCCCGGAUCCUGCUGACCCCACCCGAGCACCUGGAGAAAACGGACAUCACUGAGGCUGCCCUGGGAGCCCUGAGACGAAGUCGGGUGAAGACGGUGUGGAUUGUGGGCCGACGUGGACCCCUACAAGCGGCCUUCACCAUAAAGGAGCUUCGGGAGAUGACUCAGUUACCAGGAACUCGGCCCAUGUUGGAUCCUGCAGAUUUCUUGGGUCUUCAGGACAGAAUCAAGGAGGCCGCUCGCCCGAGGAAGCGGCUGAUGGAACUGCUGCUUCGAACAGCCACGGAGAAGCCAGGGGUGGAGGAGGCUGCCCGCCGGGCAUCGGCCUCCCGCGCCUGGGGCCUCCGCUUCUUCCGAAGCCCGCAGCAAGUGCUGCCCUCGCCAGAUGGGCGGCGGGCGGCAGGCAUCCGCCUGGCAGUCACUAGACUGGAGGGCAUCGGUGAGGCCAGCCGGGCAGUGCCCACGGGCGACACGGAGGACCUCCCCUGUGGGCUGGUGCUCAGCAGCAUUGGCUAUAAGAGCCGCCCCAUCGACCCCAGUGUGCCCUUUGACCCCAAGCUUGGGGUCGUCCCCAAUAUGGAGGGCCGGGUUGUGGAUGUGCCAGGCCUCUACUGCAGCGGCUGGGUGAAGCGGGGACCCACGGGUGUCAUCACCACCACCAUGACCGACAGCUUCCUCACCAGCCAGAUUCUGCUGCAGGACCUGAAGGCCGGGCACCUGCCAUCUGGCCCCAGGCCAGGCUCUGCGGCCAUCAAGCGCCUGCUGGGCAGCCGAGGGGUCUGGACCGUGUCUUUCUCGGACUGGGAGAAACUGGAUGCUGAGGAGGUGUCCCGGGGCCAGGCCUUGGGGAAGCCCAGAGAGAAGCUGCUGGAUCCUCAGGAGAUGCUGCAGCUGCUGGGGCACUGAGCCCAGAUCCCAGUCUGGCCCGGUGCAGAGAAAAGAGGAGGGUGAGCCCAGAUCCCAGCCUGGCUCAGAGAAGAAAGGAGGCGCGCUGGGCAGCCGAGAGGCGUCGGGGUCAGCCUGAGCGGGACUCUGCACCCCAGCUGCGUCGUCUGCCCGUCCUGGCAUACGGCCCUGGCUGCCUCUUCUCCGGGGCGUGGGAGCGCUUUCUUCAGCCAGAAAGUCGCUUCUGCCAGUGUGGGUACAUUUCAGCAAGGAGAUAAACUUAGUUAGGGAUGGUGGCAGGUACAGGCUGACCUCCCUCCCUCCUGCUCUCUCCUGCUGGACUGUGGAGGGCCCCGAGGUCAGGAACAUGCUGGAAAUAAAGCAUCUGCCACCAAGGGUCA